AUGAGCGACAGCAUGCCGGAACAAACCAGCCUCUGGGCUCAGAAGGUGCUUGUCAACGAGACAGUCUCUGGCUUCGUCGGGACCGAUGUCGUCCUGCACUGCAACUUGGUCAAGAUCAAUCAUACAAGGAUCACACAGGUCACCUGGCAGAAGGCCACAAAUGGUUCCAAGCAAAAUGUGGCCAUCUACAACCCCAACAUGGGCGUCUCCAUCCUGCCCCCCUACGAGGAGCGAGUGGUCUUCCAGAGCCCCUCCAUCACAGAUGGGACCAUCAAGCUGUCCCAACUCCAGUUGGAUGAUGAAGGGAUCUACAUCUGUGAGUUUGCCACCUUCCCUACUGGCAACCGGGAAAACCAACUCAAUCUUACUGUGUUGGCCAAACCAGUGAACCGGAUGGAGGGCACCACCAGACCACUGAUUGCCAGGGCUGGCAUGACGGAGAAAAUCCUGGUGGCCACCUGUAUAUCCUCCAACGGGAAACCUCCCAGCACUGUGACCUGGGACACUAAGCUGAAAGGGGAGGCAGAAUUCCAGGAGAUCCGCAAUGAGAAUGGGACCAUCACAGUGAUCAGCCGCUACCGUCUUUUACCAAGCCGGGAGGCCCACCAACAGCAGCUGAAGUGUGUGGUCAACUACCAGUUGGAGCGGUUUACUGAGAGCAUGACCCUCAAUGUGUUGUAUGAACCUGAGGUUAGGAUUGAUGGUUUUGACAGCAACUGGUACCGCAACCGGAAGGAUGUGAAGCUGACAUGUAUAUCUGAUGCCAAUCCUCCUGCCACUGAGUACCAAUGGAAGCUGCUGAAUGGCUCGCUGCCUGACAGUGCAGAAAUUCAAAACAGCACUCUGUUCUUCAAGGGACCAGUCACAUACAGCCUGUCGGCGACAUACAUCUGCGAAGCCACCAACACCAUCGGCACCCGGUCUGGACAGGUGGAAGUGAAUGUCACAGAAUUCCCCUACACCCCGUCUCCACCGGGCACAUCCGUGGCACAGCCGACCAUCCCCACUGCCGUGAUUGGGGGCGUGGUGGGCGGAGCCUCGUUGGUCGUAGUGGUGGCCGUGGUCGUCCUUGUGGUGCUCCGCCACCGGCGCCACACAUUCAAGGGCGAUUACAGCACCAAGAAGCACGUCUACGGCAACGGGUACAGCAAAGCUGGCAUCCCUCAGCAUCACCCGCCCAUGGCCCAGAACCUCCAGUAUCCCGACGAUUCGGAUGAUGAGAAGAAGCCCGGCCCACUGGGCAGCAACAGCUACGAGGACGAAGACGACGAUGGCGCCGGGGCAGAGCGGAAACUGCGAGCCUGCCCCAACAAGUACGAGGAGGACUCCAAGCGGCCUUACUUCACGGUGGACGAGGGCGAAGCCCGCUCCGAAGCCUACAACGAACGGACACUUGGAUUCCAGUAUGACCCCGAGCAGCUGGACAUAGCCGAUAACAUGGUCUCUCAGAAUGACGGGUCUUUUAUUUCCAAAAAAGAGUGGUAUGUGUAGCUUGGUCCACCUUCUCCCCUCUCCUGCCCUCUCUUCACCUGCCACGUGCUGCCUCCGUGCCCCAGGGCUGGUGGCUGCUCUGCAUAGCCUGUGUGCCUUGUCACACACCCAGAGCCGCCCCCCAACACACACACACACACACAGACACCCAUCAGCUGGCGAGUGGGGCACAGAAUACAGAGACCCUACAGAAGCAAACAAGAACUUCCACUGGUUUGGGGGCAUUCCAGGAGAGGCAACGCAGGGGACUUGGGGGCCGGGGUGUUGCUUGGCUUCUUAAUUUUGUUUUCUUUGGGAGAGGUGAGGAAGGUUUCUCCUCCCCCACUUAAUUUCUCCAACUGAGUUUGGUCCCUUAAAGUGUCGUUUGUACUGAUCAGUGGUGGCUUUGAUGUUAAUACUUUAAUUAUUAUUGCCUGUCUUUGUAUAGUGUACGAAUCCCACCCCAUCCACACCUCCUGGUUGCAUCUUCAGGUGUCUCUUUGUCAGUCUUUGGGCUCCUCUCACCUCCCCCUUCAAAAACACUGGAAUUUGUUUAUUGUCUUAACGUUGGGGAGGGGAGAGGGCCAAAGGCACCGCCAUGGACUUUGGAAGGCAAGGUGGGGCUGGGCGCUGCAGAAACCGAAAGCACAAACGCACAGAGCUGGGGCCAAGAGCGCCCUUCAGACUACCUGGAUCUCUGUGCUUGCAUCUUCCUCUCAGCAUCUUCUGUUGCCAUUUCCCACAGCGCACUUAUGGUGGGAAGAGAAAUAUCACCUGCCUUUAUCAAUGACCACAAAAAGUAGACGCGACUUCAUCAUCAGAGGAACAUUUGGGGAAAGAAGCAAACAACAGAGUGCAUGAUAUCCAGGGAGGAGAAGCAUAAUAAGCGUGGGUCUUUUUUCGUUGUUUUGUUUUUAAUUACGAUUUUAAGAGAGAGGUACAGGGUCUGUCAAGAUUUGCAUGCCGCAUUAUCUCUUUUUUCCCCCAAGUUUGCUCCUGGCCCCAACAUUUCUGUUGAUGAGGAUCAACUUAGAUUCACUUUCCCAACUCCACUUCCUACCCAUUUCCCAUUCCUGGAAUUAUCAGUUAGCGAACAGACUAGCAAGAAGAUGCUUGUUCUCCUUCAUCAAGUCACAGUGUUUAUUGUUGGAAGUCUGCAAGGGAACUGGCAGAGCUCAACAGACUGAACAUUAGCUUUGUAGGCAUGCAGGAGGCUCCAAGUCCAGUCACUGGCUCUUCCAAUUAAAUAGCCUCAAGUGGCAAGCAAAGAGAGAUGUGUGUGAAACUAGAAAAUGUGUUUUUGUUUGGGGCUCAAAUCAAAACUGCUCUGCUGGAAUGCUUUGAGUUGGCCUGUAUGUUUGGAACAAAACUUGAAAUGGAUUGAAUGUUCCAUCAGAACAAAACUUGAAAAAAAGUGAGUGUUCUGUUGGAACAAAACUUGAAAUAUUUUAUGUGGUUGACCAUCAGAAACAGGAGGACCUACUGCUGCUUCUUUGUUUUUCAUUCCAGGACCAUAAAAUAAGUGGGCAGGUGGCCCACGCAGAAUGCUAUCUACCACCCCAAUUGUAGAAAAUUUGGCUAUGUGCAUGAUUUUUAUAGAGUGUCUUCAAUUUUUUUAAAUAAAUCUUUUGGGUUGCUCAGCCAACGGAUAACAGGACAAACAGAGCAACUCAAUUCCUUAACAUUCCUUUCCAUUAGUACAUCUUCUGUACAGGGUUUUCUUAAUGUUUUGAAAUGUUAAAACAUUUAAUGUUGAUGGAGAUUUUUUAAGAAAUCAGGACAGUGUCCAAUUUUCUGUUGGCACUGUUUUGGUUUGGGCUUUUUCAGUCUGCUAGCCAUGUCCAACUCUGACAACAUCAUCUGUCCUGAUGUUUUUGCUUGCAUAUAGAGGUAGCUGCUGUUGCAAAAAAAAAAAAAAAAAGCAGGGAGACUCAUUGCACUUCUUAAUUGCAUGAGCAGUGCAAGAGAGCAUGACAGAGUGUACCCAUACACCAAAAUUCAGCAGUUCCACCAAGCCAACGUUGUCCUAGCAGUGUUUGAAUUUAUACAAACUCAGCAGCAUUAGCAGCCCUUGGGUGUGAAGCAAACUAGUGUACAUGGACACAGAUACACACACACACGCACAUUUGCAUUACCUGCCUGCAAAAUAAAGCACAACACAGUGUUCAUGAAAGCCACCCAUUCUCCCAGCUGAACGCUAACCUCCCCGUAGCAAGAUUUAUUUAAAACAAAAAGCAUGAUCUUGCCAGGUAGUCUGGCAUUUCUGCAGCUGCAUGCAAGCUCCUUCUGUGUUAAAUUGCUUCUUUCCACUCAACACUUCAGUCCCUCAUCAGACUGUCCAUUCUAAAAUCAUAACAGCAGGGACAUGACCGGGUCCAGAUGCAGGGCUGGCUGGCUCCCUACUAAUCUACAGCAUGGAAUAAAAUGUCUGCAAUAAAAAAAUUAAUGGAGGAAUCUGGAUCAAAGUUUUGAUCUGCUCAGGAUCCAAAAUGAUAGAAACAUAUGUGGCUUCUGUAGGUUCAAUCCACCUGUCUGAGACUCCUGUUUUACAUGCACAGUAUACCAAAGCUGUAGGUUUGUAGUCCGGCAGAAGCAUCAGCCGAUUUAGUAAAAAUACAAGAUUCCUACUUGCUCUGGAAGAAUCCCUGCCUUCGUGUCCAUAUGUCCUAAAUCACCACAUGUUGCCUGCCUCCGGUCCUCCUCACUUUCCUCAGAUUUCACCGGAGAAGAGACUCAUUAGCUUCCCCAGAGUGCAGCUAAUAGUAUCCCCUUGAAGAUUUGGUACAGUAACCUCUUUAAGGUAUUCUUCAGAAUUUUGAUCAGUGUGAUAGGACCGGUGUUUUCAAAGCCUGGAGGGUGCGUUGAUUGGAAACCCAAUGGUUGGAGGAUAGUUACAGUUGCUAUAAGCUCAGGUGGUUAGCUAUUUUUUGGCACAUGGGAGUUGUCGUCCAAACUUUUGGAAGACAGCAAGGUUGCUCAGCCCUGAGAUAGCCCUUUGAGGUAGCCGUUCUCUUUCAGCUGUAAGUCUGCCUCCCCAGCCCUGACUUUUCCUCCCUGAAAAUGGUAGGAUGUUUGGGCCUUGUCAAGAAUCACCUAGACCAGUGUUUCUGGCUGGGGACUUCUGGGAGUGUUUCUGGCUGGGGACGUGUGGAAGUCCACACGUCUUCAAGCUGCCAAGGUUGAGACAUACUGACCUAAACUAAUUCCAUUUCCUUUGGACCAGUGGUGAGUUCUCUUCCCAUUGGCAAGAACUAGCCUCCCUCUAAUGGGCUUCCUUCCCUUUCUUUGAACAGGAUUUUUCAAAUGUCCUUGCUGAUCAAUCUCUCUGGGCACCAACUCAGCCCAUGACUUUUUAAGUUUCUUGACCCUGGGCCUCCUUGUACACCUUGGGGAGUCCUAGGGCCACUACGAGAGGAUCCUUUUAGAUAUCAAAGUAACCAUAUUUUCUGUGAUCAGGGUGCAUGAUCAUUUCAGCCUUACUACUUGUACAUGACAGGCUGGAGACAGACUCUUAGAGUCAUGCAUGCUUCUAAAAAAAAUCUGCAAAAUCUGAUUAAAGAGUCAAGGCAAGAAAUAUACGUCUCUCGACCAUGACCUAAUAUCGCCUUUGCUAUUUUGUUUUUAGACCAUUCUCUGUCUUUAGCUAUAAGAGAGAUGGGCUUGUAAAAGAGCAGGUUUUUAUGAAAAAACUGCAGGUAUGUGAGACUAAGAAAUGCCAACUGGUUUGGGUCACAGUCCUAUCAAAUGUUGCACAUGGCUUCCAUCAGUGGACACUGCUCCAAACUGCACAUUUGUUCACUGAAGGCCACCAUCCUCCCUCUGGAUUGUCAUCAGCAUUAGAGGGUCAGGUCCUGGGUAGACAUCUUCUUGGCAUGGAGAUUCUAUUUAAGUAUGAAGACUCUUAUUAGUUAUCUCUAGAGUGAUCUUCCACACGCGGCAAGACUCUGUUCUCAUUGGGGAGGGUAGGCAGUGCUUCAAACAUUAUGGGAGUCAACCAAAAUAGAACCCCAACUUUCCUUCUGGAUUGUAAUCCAGACCCAACAUUACUCCUGUUCCCAGUUUUUCUACCAAAUGAAGCUCUGUAUGGCAGACCACAUCUGGCUGGAAGAAAACAUGCCAGGUGUUUUGGGGAGGAAUUUAUGGGUGAGCUUUACCCAUCACAGUUCCCCCCAGCAAUUGGACUUCCCUUAUUUCACGAUGAGACCAAUUUCCUUUCUUCUCUUCUUUUUGAAUCAUUUCUUUUUUUAUUCCAGCAGUUUAAAAAAAAACAAAAAGAGAAGACAGCUAGAGUUCUCGUGGGGAGAAAAUGACCCCCACCAUAAGUGUUGAGGUUGGGUGAAAAUAAGAGAGUCUUGCUGGAAAAAGGCUUAGAUGGGGGUUUUAAACGGAGGUCUAGUUCAUUCUUUGGACAGAACAGGUUUGGGCUGUUAAUUAAUCCAAAUCACAGAAGGGUAAGGCCACUGAAAAAAUAUUUGGGGGGUGGGAUUAUGCACGAGAGCAGAGGAACUCUGCUCACACCACCAGUGAAAUUUGUCCAGAAAAUAGAGUGAGGUUUGAUCCUCAUUCUGGAUUUAUGAACCAAAAAUACAAGGUUACAGUGCAGGCAAAACUUCCUAUAAGGUCUUCUCUUGAAAGCAAAUGUGUACAUAGCGCUUUUCUGAGAUAAGAUAUCCAGGCAGUGCAAAUAAAUGCCACCAGAUAAUAAACUGCAUUAUUUUUAUUUCCUUUCUUUUCUAAAUUCCAAUGUAUUCCCUUCACUCAGAUGAGUCUCUCUAUACUUUAUCUGUCUCCUGCCCAUUCACCACAUUCCUGCUAUAAUAAACAUUGUGGCAUAAGAUAAAUAAAAAGGUCAAUUUUGGGGGGGGGGUGUUAUCUGUGUUGUAAGUGCUUUUUUGUAAAAAAAAAAAAAAGUGGAGACGAAGAAAAAUAUUAUAGAUAGUGUAAUGAACUGAACUUGCUUUCAUUAGUUGUUUUAUUUUUAAUUUUCCCCAUUCUUUGUAAUGAUUUCCUUUGUUCCUUUGUUUAAUUUUUUUUGUUUGUUUCGGGGGGAAAUGGAGGGAAUUUUCAUUUGGAGGCAGCACUCGCUUUACCUUCUUUUACUUGUAUAAAAUAAAAUUUUAAAAGAAAGAGAGAGAAGAAUAGUGGUUCAACUGUUGAAAGAAGUGUACUUUUUUAUAAAUAAAGAAUUUUAA
Python bivittatus (Burmese python) is the source of this 6662-nucleotide messenger RNA. The record is from RefSeq and is a predicted model, not a curated record. Lineage: Eukaryota; Metazoa; Chordata; Lepidosauria; Squamata; Pythonidae.